Messenger RNA from Carya illinoinensis, 3620 nucleotides. Its product is annotated as probable boron transporter 2. The coding region runs from base 1249 to 3396 and encodes 715 amino acids. The record is from RefSeq and is a predicted model, not a curated record. Gene Ontology annotation, biological process: monoatomic ion homeostasis; monoatomic anion transport; transmembrane transport. Lineage: Eukaryota; Viridiplantae; Streptophyta; Magnoliopsida; Fagales; Juglandaceae. Gene Ontology annotation, cellular component: plasma membrane. The transcript is spliced from 12 exons. Gene Ontology annotation, molecular function: solute:inorganic anion antiporter activity.
CUCUGUCUCUCUCUCCGCUUUCUCUCGUCAUUUUGUUUGUUCUACUCCACUGCUGAGAGCCUGAGAGACUUAUUUAUGCUUAGUCAUCGUACACUAUCUCUUUCACGCGAAAAUCCCUCGCAAGUUUGCUGAAAGCCUGAAAGAUCUAUAAGUUUCACGUUCUUUGCUCGUUAAUUGCCUGAGUUGUCAGUAGAACCUUUCCUGCCUUCUUUUAUAUUUCUGUGCUCUCGGUCUCUCGCCUUUUGUAACUCCGAGCCUUUUUUUAUCUGCCAGUUCUCCAAGUGUUCGCGUUGUUGCUAAGAAGGGUCUUCUUUGAAUAAUGUAACUUUGGUUUAGCUGUUCUGAUUGGUUCUUUUCCCAGUUUGGUCGAUGCCCAUUUGCUUAAAAGUGUUCUGAAUCAAUCUUGUUUGUGGUUUUAAUCAUGGGUUCUCGCUAGUCUUGCUGAAUAGAUAAUCUAUGUUCAUCUUUCUAUUGAUACCCGUUUGCUUCAAAUAGUUCUGAACCAUCGCAAAUGCAGCUUUUACUAAUGGGUUCUCCUUAGUUUGGUGCUUGUUGCUCUUUUUAAUUUCCCAACUCUAGAGCUUGACUGCGAUUUCCACCAAUUUAAGCAUGUAAAGUUAUAUCCUGUAAUUAAUUCUUAGCAUUCCGCUUCAUUUUGUUUUGUUGAUGUUUUUCUUGAUAGUUAGAAGAAAGGGGCGGUGAUGGAUCUGAGCUUUGUCAAAGUCAACCUUCUGAUCUGACCAUAUGCAGAGCGUCUGUCAAUUUUAUUAAAGUUUAGAACUUCCUAAUUCACUAUGAAUUCCAUUCGUUAAUAUCCUUGAUUCUUUACCAAGAUAAGGAAUCCAUGUAGUUGCAUCCAUUACCGACUAGUUUUUUUGCUCUUCCUCGUAGCAAUAUACUCCCACAUUCUUUAUAAGUCACUUGAGAUGUAAAUUCUGUAAUUGUAAUUAUUUGCCCAUGGAUAUUAUCAAGGGUCUGUUAUACUUGAUGAGUCGACAUUCUUUUUUCCUUUUCUCUCAAACUCCAACGAUGAAGAAGAAAUCAUUGCCUCUCUGCCCAUAAUUUUGCCUAUACAUACACAGAUAUAUUUUCUCAUGCAAGUCUAGUUACCAUGUUGGCCUCUCGAGUCCCUUAAAAUCCAAACCUGAAUUAAGCAUCUUUCAUUCCACAUAUUUCCCGGGUUAAUUGUUACUCAAACAAAAAACUAAAUAAGUUAUCAUCCCUUCUUCACAAACUAUUCGACGUAUCAUGGAGGAAACAUUUGUUCCCCUUCGUGGGAUCAAGAAUGACCUCAAAGGAAGACUUUUGUGCUAUAAACAAGACUGGACCGGUGGUAUCCGAGCGGGUAUCAGGAUCCUGGCUCCAACAACGUACAUAUUUUUUGCUUCAGCAAUUCCAGUUAUAUCUUUUGGGGAGCAGCUGGAGAGAAAUACAGAAGGAAGUUUGACUGCUGUGCAAACUCUUGCCUCAACAGCACUUUGUGGUGUUAUCCACUCAGUUGUUGGAGGACAGCCCCUACUUAUUCUAGGAGUGGCUGAGCCAACUGUGCUGAUGUAUACAUUCAUGUUCAACUUUGUUAAGGACCGGAAGGAUUUGGGGCAGGAGCUCUUCUUAGCCUGGACUGGAUGGGUCUGUGUGUGGACGGCGCUUUUGCUCUUCUUGCUGGCCAUUCUGGGUGCCUGCUCGAUUAUCAAUAGAUUUACACGCCUUGCUGGUGAAUUGUUUGGUCUGCUAAUUGCAAUGCUAUUUAUGCAGCAGGCCAUACGGGGACUUGUGGAAGAGUUUGGCAUACCCCAGAGGGAGAAUCCAAAUCAGACUGCAUUCCAGCUAUCCUGGCGAUUUGGCAAUGGAAUGUUUGCAUUGGUUCUGUCCUUUGGCCUUCUUCUUACUGCACUAAGCAGUCGUAAAGCUAGAUCCUGGCGCUAUGGGACUGGUUGGCUACGGGGAUUUAUUGCGGAUUAUGGAGUUCCUUUAAUGGUGCUUGUAUGGACUGGUGUCUCUUACAUCCCUGUAAAUGAUGUCCCAAGAGGGAUCCCCAGGCGUCUUUUCAGUCCAAAUCCAUGGUCUCCAGGGGCAUACUCAAAUUGGACGGUUAUAAAGGACAUGUUGAACGUUCCUCCAUUAUAUAUAGUUGGAGCAUUUAUACCAGCAACUAUGAUUGCUGUACUUUACUACUUUGAUCACAGUGUUGCAUCCCAACUUGCCCAGCAGAAGGAGUUUAAUCUGAAGAAACCCGCUUCAUAUCACUAUGACCUUCUUCUUCUGGGUUUCUUGGUAAUAUUAUGUGGGCUUAUUGGCAUUCCUCCUUCCAACGGUGUAAUCCCACAAUCUCCAAUGCAUACAAAAAGUUUAGCCACUCUAAAACAUCAGCUUUUGCGGAAUAAGCUUGUAGUGACAGCCCGACAAAGUAUGUGUAAGAAUUCAAAUUUGGGUCAAUUAUACCAGAACAUGCAAGAAGCAUAUAAUGAAAUGCAGACUCCGCUAACCUACCAAAUUCCAUCCACUCUGGGUCUUAAAGAGCUGAAAGAAUCCACUAUUCAAUUAGCCUCCAGUAAUGGCUAUCUUGGUGCCCCUGUUGAUGAGACAGUUUUUGAUGUGGAUAAGGAUAUUGAUGAUCUUUUGCCUGUCGAAGUUAAAGAACAACGCCUUAGUAAUCUGCUUCAGGCAUUAAUGGUUGGCAGUUGUAUUGCUGCGAUGCCUCUUCUAAGGAAGAUCCCAACUUCAGUUCUUUGGGGCUACUUUGCUUUCAUGGCAAUUGAAAGCUUGCCUGGAAAUCAGUUCUGGGAGAGGAUAUUGUUGCUUUUCACUGCUCCAAGUCGAAGAUACAAGGUGCUGGAGGAGUAUCAUGCAACCUUUGUCGAGACUGUGCCCUUCAAAACAAUUGCCACCUUCACCUUGUUCCAGACAGCUUACUUGCUUGUAUGUUUUGGCAUAACAUGGAUACCAUUAGCUGGGGUCCUUUUCCCACUGUUGAUCAUGCUUCUUGUGCCAGUGCGACAGUAUUUUCUCCCCAAGUUAUUUAAAACUGCCCAUCUGCAUGACUUGGAUGCUGCAGAAUAUGAGGAAGCCCCUGCGAUUGCUUUCAACAUGUCAGUUCAAGACCAGGAUGCUCAGGCAAGAAUUCCUAACAUUGAUGGUGCGGAAAUUCUUGAUGAAAUCAUCACAAGAAGCCGUGGUGAGAUCCGUCUCACUCAGAGUGCUAAGGUAACAAGUUCAACCCCUAUUUUGGAUAUCAGGCCUACUCAUAGCCUGCAGGCAUCACCAAGAAAAUACAGCCCCCGUGUAAAUCAACUGAGGGGGGAACAGAGUCCCAGAUUGAAAGGAAAAGAAGUUGAAGCAAAACAAACUCCCAGUCCCGGGCCAUCUAUUCUUGGACAAAGCCCUCCUCGUAGUUAAGUUUUAAGCUAAAACCUAAAUUUGUGAUUAUUGUGAGGUUAGUAGUCAAGGGUGCUCGAGAGGUCCUGUUCUAAAUCAUGUAACCAAGUGUUAUCUUGCAGAUGCGUGUUUCUUUUAUUUCGUCCAACCUUCUAUGCUGUUGUAGGUUGAUUGUCAGUACUAAUACUACUCUUGCUUUGUAUUUACUUAUAUAUAUAUAAAAAAAAAAAAAAAGAAUUACUCCU